Molecule: messenger RNA, 867 nt
Organism: Macroventuria anomochaeta
Lineage: Eukaryota; Fungi; Ascomycota; Dothideomycetes; Pleosporales; Didymellaceae
Exons: 2
Coding region: 340-708 (122 amino acids)
Source: RefSeq, a predicted model, not a curated record
CCUCGACGAGCGACAGCAGCAGCGGGAACGUGGUCGAGCGACUGCCAGUGUGACAAACCUUCUACAGACUUUGCACUCGCAUUGGUCACAUUGUUCCGGGGCUGUGGACGCCUCAUGGAAAGAUAUCGGUCAGAACUUGCUCCUGCAAACGAAUAGACUGAAGGCUGAGUGGCCGGACACGAAAGACAAGUAAAGUGCCAUUGUGAGUAUCUAUAUCACCGUCUGUCGCUCCUUCGAAAUCACGACAUCUCAAAUCCAUAUCCAUCUCUGUCUAGUUCGAGUAACGGGUCAAGCUACUACACAUUCCAACAACGCACACUUGAUCGCUUCGUUGUCACCAUGCGUACUUCAUUUGCUGCCACCAGCCUUCUGGCUGCCUCCACUAUGGCAAACCAGCUCCUCGCCUUCACCAACGCCAACAGCUUCGGCGCAAUGUUGAAGCGCGGAGACACCAUCCUUAAGCGUCAAGGCUAUUCUCCAGACACAAGCUAUUGCGGCAGAGGUGAUACAUGCGCAGAAGCGUGUGGAGCCAACAGUGUUCAGUGUCCUUCGACCGACACCUCUAUGCUCUACUGUCACGACUCGAACGACGGUUCAAAAUGUUGCCCUGAUGGCUCCGGCAACUCUUGUGAGGCUGGAUACUACUGCACUUCCGACAGUGCAGGUGACACUUACUGCUGCCCUGACGGCAUCGGUAUGUUGCACUGAUUCGAGCAACUACCCUGACGCAGGACUGAUCCCAAACAGAUACCGCCAACUGUGCACUUCAAUAUUCGCUUUCUGUCUCCCUUAUCCGACAGACUGCUGUCAUUACUCCUUCCGCCACUCCUCUCGAGAGCACUCUUCCCGCCGAGACUCCAGUAUCUA